Messenger RNA from Cornus florida, 910 nucleotides. Its product is annotated as large ribosomal subunit protein uL11-like. Gene Ontology annotation, biological process: translation. The record is from RefSeq and is a predicted model, not a curated record. The transcript has 3 exons. Gene Ontology annotation, cellular component: ribosome; cytosolic large ribosomal subunit. NCBI's taxonomy places the organism in Eukaryota, Viridiplantae, Streptophyta, Magnoliopsida, Cornales, Cornaceae. The coding region runs from base 84 to 584 and encodes 166 amino acids. Gene Ontology annotation, molecular function: large ribosomal subunit rRNA binding; structural constituent of ribosome.
UGGUUUUCGCAGUCUUCGCUGUCGCCGCUCGCUUCACUUUGCUCUCUCACACCCUCUGCAGACUCUCAUCGCAGCGCCGGAAAAUGCCCCCGAAGUUCGACCCAUCCCAGGUCGUCGACGUCUUUGUCCGGGUCACCGGCGGCGAAGUCGGCGCUGCAAGUUCACUCGCUCCCAAAAUCGGUCCCCUCGGACUCUCCCCAAAGAAGAUCGGUGAAGAUAUCGCGAAAGAGACCGCGAAGGACUGGAAGGGACUCCGAGUCACUGUCAAGCUGACCGUCCAGAACCGUCAGGCGAAGGUCUCCGUCGUCCCCUCCGCCGCCGCUCUGGUCAUCAAGGCCCUCAAGGAGCCCGAGCGAGACCGCAAGAAGACCAAAAACAUCAAGCACACUGGCAACAUAUCCCUUGACGACGUGAUCGAGAUCGCGAAGGUGAUGAAGCCGAGAUCGAUGGCAAAGGACUUGAGCGGGACCAUCAAGGAGAUCCUCGGCACUUGCGUCUCCGUUGGUUGUACGGUCGACGGGAAGGACCCUAAGGAUAUGCAGCAGGACAUCACCGAUGGCGAUGUUGAGGUCCCUCUGGAUUGAUUUAAGAGAAAUAUUCAUUCUAAUGGAACCUGAUUCAGAAUUUCGGAAGUGUGAGCAUGUGAAGAAAAUUAUGGUCUCUUGGGUUCACAGAAGAUUUGGAUUCGUCUAUUGUUAUAGAAAGCAGCAUAACAUCAAAAAAUGUCUAUUGCUUUGGGAAAUUAGUGGGUCUUUUGAUUGAUCGUUUUAUAGGAAGUUAGUCAGUGCAGCAUAACAUUUUUCAUUGUCAUUGUCAGUACAUGAAUUAUAUUCCUCAGUUUGUGUUGGUGUAUUGAAUUGUUUUCUUAUCUUAAAUUAAAAAGAAGCCACAGUUGUUGGUGUUUUAUCCA